Messenger RNA from Bubalus bubalis (water buffalo), 1660 nucleotides. RefSeq names its product atherin-like. The transcript is spliced from 3 exons. The record is from RefSeq and is a predicted model, not a curated record. Lineage: Eukaryota; Metazoa; Chordata; Mammalia; Artiodactyla; Bovidae. Bases 1 to 555 code for a protein of 184 amino acids.
AUGCCUUUGGUCACCUCCCCCUCCUCGUCCUCCUCCUCUUCCACCCCGGGCGGCCGCUGUGGUCGCAAGGCGCCCGGGGCGCGGAGCUGCCGGGGGGCUGCGGGAGCCGCCUCCCCGGGGCCGCCGGCUGCCACUGGCUGCAGAGGCGCGGGCGCCGCCUUCGCUGGACCGGCCCGCGGGGACGCCGGCGGCUACGGCGGGGCGGCGCGGCGGCCGCGGGCGGGGGUGGGUGUGAGCGAGCGGCGCGCUGCCGCCUCCGCCGCCGCCGCCGCCCGGGAGCCGCGGGCCGCGCUGCGCUCCAUGCGGCCGGCGGCCGGGCCCGCGCGCUCCGGGCCUACAGCUGCCGUUCCCCGGCGCGAGCUGUUUGUGUUGUGUGUUUUCCACCACCGCCCCCCUCUUCGCGAGCCGUUCCUCGCAGCCCUCCAGUCCCCCUCCCCCGUGCAGACAAAACCCGGACUGGAUUUAUUUCUCCAACCCGCAGCCUCCGAAAAUCGGGUCCCUCCGACCAGUCGGCCUGGCGAGCCGCGGGGGCCCGCGCUAGCCCACGGCUGCUGAUUCCCUUCGAAAGGAGGAUCGACUGGGCUUCUAGAAGUAAGGUUGGCGGUCCAAGUCAGACUUUUGAAGGAAGAGAUUUGCCACGAGUCAUUUGACGAUCUUUACCGGGCCAGGCUUGACUACUCUUGAGCUUGUACGAAAUCUCGAGGAAGGUGUACCAACCCGAGAUUUGGGGUUAAUUGCUAACCUGACUCAUUUGGAUUUUUGAGACUCUGUUUCUGGACAUUGCCCGCCAAUCUCUCCGGCUCCUUAAACAUACCGUUCUACGCCCUGCCUUUUGAGUUCUCUUGGCGCUGUGCUAUCUUGCAGCUUUUAUUUCUGCGUUUUUUUACCUUGAGUGCCUGAUUCUAACAGCUUUUGGCUCUCACCAUUCAAUGUGCAGACUGCUGGCACCGUCCGGACCUUCGGAGAAACAAACGGGGGCAAGGGUUCAAGAUUACUUGAGUUUGUUGUUGUAAAAAUUAAUAUGAAGUGAGAUCACGUGUGGAAACCAAGCACAGAACCAGAUUGCCACAUGACAUUGUCACUUUCUAAGGAUUUUUAGGUGUGACAAAGAAAAGUCAUUUGCUAGUGUUUGGGGUUAGGCUGUAUGUAAACCGCGUUGUUUACAUUCAAAUUAUAAGCCAACUUCACCUUUGUCGCUGAAGGCUCUGGAGGAUCUCCAAACACUAUGCAGGUGCCUCCAGAAGACCAGUGCAAAUGAUGCCUUUGCCCAGCUCCCUUUCAUGGAUCAGUUCUCUUACGCAUCCUGUAGGCUUUGGCUGAACAACCGGAGAAGGGCUGAUGAGGAAGACAGAUGAUGGACUUUGGAGUAAGCGCCACCCCACAACCAUGGAGAAGCUGGCUGCCUCGUACCUGGUCUUCUGAUCCUCAAUGACUCUUAAACCAUUGAAUUCUGAGCCCCAAAGAUACCCAAAGCAUUUAUUAAAAAAACAUGUACUAAGAAAUUGUACAAAGAAAAUCAGGCUCAACUUAACAUUUUGUUCAAUUUUUUAAAAUCUUAGAUUCAGAGAAAGAAUAAUCACACUCCCCAGAUCACAAAGAACUGACUCAUUGGAAAAAAACCCUGAUGCUGGGAAAGAUUAAAGGCAGGAGGAGAAGGGAA